This is a messenger RNA of Lactuca virosa, 3384 nucleotides long. NCBI's taxonomy places the organism in Eukaryota, Viridiplantae, Streptophyta, Magnoliopsida, Asterales, Asteraceae. The record is from the annotation of a GenBank genome assembly.
CCUUUUAGAAUUCCUCAAUUCUCCUCUCUGUCCACAAAUGUUCACAAAAACAAGCCCUAAUUUCCCUCCUUUUAUGUCUCAAAAGCAAUGGAUAAACUCUCUCUUUGAAUGCUGUCAUAGUUUCUUUCAGUAGAAAAUCAACUGUUUUUGCUGUUCUAUCAAAGAUCGUGCUAGAUUUCUAGGGUUUUUAAGGGUUUUGAAUGGUACGAGUAGACUGAGGUGCAUCAGACUACUUUUUGUCCGAGGAGAAACCUAAGAUAGUGAGAGAAUUUGAAAAUGGUGACGACAGAUGUUGAGCUGCAACUAACGCAACAGCUCAAGGAGGCAGGGAAGCGGCUUUUACGGCCCCCGACUUCCGAUGAUGAACUUCUCCAUGUUCUUGAUCAAACGGAUAAACUUCUAUCGAUGGUGGAUCAAUCACCCAAUGAUUUAAUGAAAGAAGUACUAACUCCAUUACAAAAGUGCUUGGUUGAUAGAAGUCUUGUAGAUCAUUCAAAUGUGGAUGUGAAAGUUGCAGUGGCUGCAUGUCUCAGUGAAAUAACAAGAGUCACAGCGCCUGAUGCCCCAUUUGAUGAUCAGGAACUGAAGGAUGUCUUUCGCUUGAUUGUUUCUACGUUUGAGAAUUUAUCAGACAAGUCCAGCCGCUCGUAUAUCAAGAGGGCCUCAAUUCUUGAAACUGUUUGCAAAGUCAGAUCAUGUGUUAUUAUGCUUGAUCUUGAAUGUGAAGAGUUGAUUGUGGAGAUGUUUGAGCACUUUCUGAAAUCAAUAAGGGAACAUCAUCCUGACAACAUAUUUUCAUCAAUGGUAGAUAUUAUGAGCCUUAUUUUUGAAGAAAUCGAAGAAGUUUCAGAUAACUUGCUUAAACCACUACUGUUUAGCCUUAAAAAUGACAGCGAGGGAGUUCUACCAGUGGCACGGAAAUUGGGGGAACAAAUACUUGAGAAGUCUAGAGCUAUACUCAGGCCUUAUUUGAGUAAAACCCUCCCCGAUUUGGGUGAUUCAUUAGAUAACUAUAGCCCAGUUUUGGCUGCUGUAUGUGAAGGGGCAACUGUUUUUGAGCAAAAUGAUGAGAGUGAUUUGGUGCAGCAACAGACUGAUGAGAACAAAUUGGCCAAGGAACGUUCAGAAGAGGCACCACAGGCUGAUGAGAGCAAGAUUACAGUAGUAUCUUCGGAAGAGACAACUCAGGUGGUUAAAGAGAAUUCAGAAAGGCCUGCAGAGACUGUUGCCACUCCCACCAGAAUUUUGAAAAUAGUUAUGAGCAAUGGAGGAAGAGUUACUUUGACUGAAAAAGAUUCAUCACCUGUUAAAGAGUCCUCAAAGAAGCCAGAAGAAGCCAUUGAACAUCAAGAUUCUAGUUUGGGUAGCAAAGCCGACAUUAAUGAUUCAGUUGCUGAGUUGGCAAAUGUAGAAUCCGACAAGGAAGGAAAUAAGAUUGAUGCCACAUUGGAAUCAGUCCAACCUUCUCAUGGUGAAAACAAAGAUGAGAGAGAAAAUGAUGUUCAAGUUUCUGUUCCAGAAUUAGAAUCAAAACCAGAAGAGACUUCCAAUAAGGAAGUAAAUAAGACUGAUGUCACCAUGACAUCAUCCGAAACUUCUGCCUCUUCUCAUGGUGAAAGUAAAGAUGAGAAAGCCAGUGAAAAGAAAGAUGAGAAAGCUGAUGAAAAGAAAGAUGAGAAAGCCGAUGAAAAGAAAGAUGAGAAAGCUGAUGAAAAGAAAGAUGAGAAAGCCGAUGAAAAGAAAGAUGAGAAAGCCGAUGAAAAUAAAGAUGGGAAAAAUGAUGAAAAUAAAGAUGAGAAAGCCGAUGAAAAUAAAGAUGGGAAAAAUGAUGAAAAUAAAGAUGAGAAAGCCGAUGAAAUUGAAGUUUCUGUUCCAGAAGUAGGAACUGAAGUUGUAAAUGGUCCAUCACAAAGUGGGAGCCUUCCGGAAGAGAUGAAUGUUGAGAAGGUAUCACCACCUCAAGAAGAGGAAUCUGAGGUGGCAAAUGCUGGUUUAGAAUCACAAAGUGGGGGCCUACAGUAUAAGAUUCAUAUUAGAAAAGGUCCUCGUUCAAAGAAAAAGAGUAUGAUUAAAGAUGAUACACCUCUAAUAGAUGUUAUAAAGAAAAAGAAGGCAUCAAUUCUUCAGAAAGAUAAACUUCCAGUUCCAGCUACAACUGCUACACCAGAAGACGAGAAAAAAGCGGAUACAGUUGCUUCAGGUAAGAAAGUGGGCGGUGGUGGUGGUUCAGCGAAAAGGAAGCGUAAGAUGUCUGGUAAGAAAAGUGGUGGUGGAAAGUCAGGGGCAAAAAAGGCAAAACUGAAUGGUAAAAAAGUGGAUGCAGAGGUUAAACCUUCAACAACACCAUUGAUUGAAACGGAUGAUGAGAGUGAUUCUUUUGAUAAACCACUGAGACAGUCUUCUGCUGGUAAAGAAGAUGAAAGUGAUUCAGAUUCAAAACCAAUCAAGUUACCUGCUAUUGCUAAAAAAGGUAACAAAAACACUUCUUCUUCUUCUUCUUCUGUGGCAAAGAACAAAGAUGGAAAAAAGAACGCCUCAAGUGGUAAAAAAAAACUUGAAGAGAAGGACCAAGCAAAAUCCUUGCCUGAAGAUGAUGAUCAUGGGAUGGAUAUUUCUCCAAAGCUUGCAGAGGAAGGUAAAUCGGAGGAAACCUCAAAACGAAAAAGAUCCGUUGGUAAAAAUAAUUCACAGGCUAACAAGAACGUAAAGUAUGAUGAUAGCCUGAUUGGUUUGAAGGUUAAAGUUUGGUGGCCUGAUGAUCAUAAGUAUUACGAAGGUGUUAUUGAAUCCUUUGAUUCUGCUAAAAACAAGCAUAAGGUUUCAUAUGUGGAUGGAGAUGUAGAAACAUUGAAUCUUAAAAAAGAAAAAUGGGAAAUUUUGCAAGAGUUUUCUGCACGAAAUGAGAAGAAACCCACUGAAGUUCAUAGCACUGAUGAUGAUGAGACAUUAUCCAAAAUUAUUACUUACAAAUCAAAGGGUAAAAGUGACUCCACAAAGUCAAAGUCAAAGUCAAAAUCAAAGUCAACCGGUGUUGAUGAAAAAGAAUUAGAUGAUGGUGAUGCUGCAGAAAAGUCAACCGAGGGUAAAAACAGUGGGUCAAAGGGCGGAAAGAAGAGAAAGAAGAUGUAGGGAUGGGAUCUUCUGUGAUAUACUAGUUUUUUACAUUACAAUGGAUUGGUAGAUGUCAGUAAUUAGUUAAAGUCAGUCAGAGAUAUAAGAGUAGUCAAUAGUCAUGUUGAAAUUGCUUGGUAGAAGGUAAUUGUGCUUAAAUUUGUACCUUAUAGUAGGGUAAAAUUUAGUUGUAUCUUUUCAAGACUUACAGUAGGGGGGUAAUUAGGAGGCUAAUUUCUGUUAUAAAUAGGGUUGGAUGUGUAAUGUGUUGGC